CACGAUCACGCCGACUACGGCUUCGAAACGCCCGGCGUCACGUUCAACUGGAGAACGAUCAAAGAGAAGCGCGACGCUUAUGUGAGGCGCCUGAACGAGAUCUACGAGGGCAACGUGAAGAAGGCUCGCAUCGACAUCAUUCGAGGCUACGGCAGGUUCACCGCUGAUCCCCAGCCUACCAUCGAAGUGGAUGGGAAGAAGUACACGGCUCCUCACAUCCUGAUAGCCACGGGCGGGCGCCCGGCCGUCCCUCCUGACAGCAAAGUUCCCGGUGCCAGCUUGGGGAUGACCAGUGAUGGCUUCUUCGACCUGGAGGAGCUGCCCAGCUCCCUGGAGCUUGUAACGGAGGGUCCGAGUCAGUGCAGGAUCCGGAGGGUGGGAGCUGGGGUGUUGCUGGGCGGGCAGAAGCACGUCCUGAGGACCUUUGACUCCAUGAUCAGCUCAAACUGCACCCAGGAGCUGGAGAACACCGGGGUGGACGUCUGGAAGCACGUGCAGGGCGUGCGGGUGGAUGCCAAGGGCCACGUGGUGGUGGAUGAAUACCAGAACACCACCAGGAAGGGGGUCUACGCUGUCGGGGAUGUGUGCGGGAGAGCCCUCCUCACCCCAGUGGCCAUCGCGGCCGGCAGGAAGCUGGCGCACAGGCUCUUCGAGGGCAAGGAGGACUCCCGGCUGGACUACCACAACAUCCCCACUGUCGUCUUCAGCCACCCACCCAUUGGCACUGUGGGCCUCACUGAAGAUGAAGCCGUGGCCGCGCACGGGAGGGAGAACGUGAAGAUCUACAGCACAUCCUUCACCCCCUUGUACCACGCUGUCACCCAGAGGAAGGUUAAGUGUGUCAUGAAGCUGGUGUGCGUCGGUGAGGAGGAGAAGGUGGUGGGACUGCACAUGCAAGGGCUGGGCUGCGACGAAAUGCUGCAGGGCUUUGCCGUGGCCAUCAAAAUGGGGGCCACCAAGGCCGACUUGGACAACACCGUCGCCAUUCACCCCACUUCUGCCGAAGAGCUGGUGACGCUGCGCUGA
Messenger RNA from Eurypyga helias (sunbittern), 1026 nucleotides. RefSeq names its product glutathione reductase (gene GSR). Gene Ontology annotation, biological process: glutathione metabolic process; cell redox homeostasis; cellular response to oxidative stress. NCBI's taxonomy places the organism in Eukaryota, Metazoa, Chordata, Aves, Eurypygiformes, Eurypygidae. The annotation marks the transcript as partial. Gene Ontology annotation, molecular function: glutathione-disulfide reductase (NADPH) activity; flavin adenine dinucleotide binding. The transcript is spliced from 10 exons. The record is from RefSeq and is a predicted model, not a curated record. Gene Ontology annotation, cellular component: mitochondrion; cytosol.